Messenger RNA from Daldinia caldariorum, 1419 nucleotides. Its product is annotated as 3-carboxy-cis,cis-mucoante lactonizing enzyme. The transcript is spliced from 4 exons. NCBI's taxonomy places the organism in Eukaryota, Fungi, Ascomycota, Sordariomycetes, Xylariales, Hypoxylaceae. The record is from RefSeq and is a predicted model, not a curated record. Gene Ontology annotation, molecular function: 6-phosphogluconolactonase activity; protein binding. The coding region runs from base 184 to 1269 and encodes 361 amino acids.
CCAUACCUAGAUGAGUAAUGGUGGGCAAUGGUGGGCAAUGGUGGGCGGUGAUGUAUGGGAAAAAAGAAGUUCGCAUGAGUUAAAGAGGGGCGAUACACAUACUACUACCAGUUGAAUGAGCGAAACUUCGAAUUGGUCUUUUCUGCUCGAGUAAUUGGCCCCUCUCAACGGGAAGGUUGAAGGAUGCCGGUUCAUCACUUGAUGAUAGGAACAUGGACCCCACCGGGAGCCAUCUUUACUGUGGCAUUUGACGAUGAGAAAUUGACAUUGGAGCUGGUGAAAAGAACUGAGAUUCCUCAUGACGAACCCAUCUCGUGGAUGACUUUCGAUCACGCCAAGAAGAAUAUAUAUGGCGCCGCCAUGAAAAAAUGGUCAAGCUUUUCCGUCAAGAGUCCAACCGAAAUUGUCCACGAGGCCUCGCAUUCAAUGAACCACGACCCUCAAGCAAGCCUCGACACAACCAAUACUCGCGCCAUCUUUCUGCUCGCCGCAAAACAGCCUCCCUAUGCUGUUUACUGCAAUCCUUUCUACUUGCACGCCGGUCAUGGCUCCGUCUUUUCUGUAUCAUCCAGUGGCGCUCUCAAAAGGGACAUACAACACUACCCAUAUCAACCCGAUACGGGUAUCCACGGUAUGGUGUUCGACCCGACGGAAACCUAUCUAUACUCGGCCGACUUAAAAGCGAACAAGCUGUGGGUACACAAGAAAGCGCCGUCGGGCCAUGUUGAUCUUGUGGGAAGUGUUGAUGCGCCGGACGCAAAGGAUCAUCCACGCUGGGUAGCGAUGCAUCCGACGGGCAACUACUUAUACGCUCUGAUGGAAGCUGGAAAUCGACUUUGCGAAUACGUUAUCGAUCCGGCAACGCACAUGCCCGUGUAUACGCACCAUUCGUAUCCUUUAAUACCACCAGGGAUACCUAAGCACGAUACUAUGUACCGCAGCGACGUUUGCGCCCUUACCAAGUCGGGCAACUAUCUAUUCGCGACGAGUCGAGCCAAUAGUUUCGACCUGCAGGGCUACAUUGCGGCGUUCCGUCUACGGGAUUGCGGGUCAAUUGAGAGGCAAAUCUGCUUAAACCCUACGCCUACGAGCGGCGGCCAUAGCAAUGCGGUGGCACCAUGCGAUUGGAGCGAUGAGUGGUUGGCGAUUACAGACGACCAAGAGGGAUGGAUUGAGAUUUAUAGGUGGAAAGCUGAGUUCCUGGGCCGUGUCGCAAGAUGUCGGAUUCCGGAGCCAGGUUUUGGAAUGAACGCCAUAUGGUAUGACUAGGUUAUGCGUAUAAAAUAUCUACCUAUUACGUUGAACGAUAUGUAUAGUUUACCUACAUCGUGAGUGAGGAUCGUGAAGAUCUGGAAGAUCGGGUUUGAUAGAAAUAAAAUAUUAACUAACAACAAGGUACCUAGGUACCUGACAACCCCG